This is a messenger RNA of Cucurbita pepo subsp. pepo (vegetable marrow), 2472 nucleotides long. The record is from RefSeq and is a predicted model, not a curated record. NCBI's taxonomy places the organism in Eukaryota, Viridiplantae, Streptophyta, Magnoliopsida, Cucurbitales, Cucurbitaceae.
CUUCCAGACUUCCAGACUCCCUCGCUUUCCAUAACAGCCGCCGACGCCCUCCACCUGCCGGACUUUAGCUGCCUAGUUCCACAGACGUCGACGUUGCAGUUGCCGUCGCCGCCGCCGCCGCCGCCACCCACUUAUCUUCUUCUCUCUCUCUGCUGCAACCACACGUCAGCACGCUAGUCGAAACAAGUAUUUCGGUUUCGUUUGAUUGUGUUCUAAUUCUCGUGGCUUGAACCUCGCCCUAUUCCCAGGCCCCACUGUGGCAGUAGGAUCUCAGUAGGGUUUGGGUAAUAAUCAUGGGGAUGGAAUUGGAAAAUGGCCAAGCUCAGUUCCAGGAUAUGGAGGGCGUUAACUUCACAGAUUCUCAGUUAGUUGAUUUCAUCAGGGGGUUUCUUGGUUCAGUGUCACUGGGAAAUACUGAUGGAUAUAACCAGCUUGUUGGUGUUAUACACCAUAGGGAACGACUAUCCCCUGAUGAGGUUGCCUUGCUCGUGACAUGUUUGAAGGCACUAUGUGGAGCAGUUUCUUUUAUAGACAACGCUCUCCAUGAAUCUUUGCUUGCAGGAAUUUUUAAAAUGAGCUUAUGGGAUUAUGGACCUAACGUGAUGGAUGCCCUGGUUGAACUUAUAACAUCCCUGGCUGUUUCAAGUGGAAAAUAUGUGGAUUCAUGCUUGGAUAUGCUUGUUAAUAAUUUCAUGCCGCCCCAUUACUACAAGGAUUUACUGAAGAAACCACAUGGUCUUAUCAGAAAGGAUGAAGUUUUUUCUCGAGUGCACACAGCUUUAAAAGACAUCUCGGACUUGGUGCCUCUUGCACCCUUGAGAUUAGAGCAAAUAGUUGUCAAUAAAAUGCAGAGAGUCUUUUUCAAAGAAUCUUUGACCUCAGUAUAUGUGGAGAACAUGUUGAGGUUGGAAAAAGGUUCAUUGAGCGAAUUUGUUGGGAGAAAGAUCUUAACAGCGCUGGUAGAUAAGCUUUUAGAUUUGGAUGUGGAGAUUGGGUGGGAUGAUAUCUUACAAGAUGAUUUCAGUAAAGGAAUCUUUGAGAUUGAACUCGAAGAUGAUGAUGAAAUUACCGAUGAUAUUAAUGAGGAUUUUAUUGAGCUUCCUAGCGAACUAAGUCGUAAGAGCUUAACUGGAAAUGUGAUUGCUGAAACUUUAGAUAGUUUGAUCGUUCUAACAUUUGAACAUCUUGAAUCAUGUGAACGUGAUGGACGAUUGAAUGAGGUUUUUGAAAUUUUACUCCUAUCUUUUCAAAGAACUGUUCUGACUGCUUACAAGUCUAAAUUCGCCCAGUUUGUCAUAUUCUAUGCUUGUGCAUUAGAUCCUGAAGUUUGUGGUGCAAGAUUUGCCGUUACGCUAGCAGAUAUGUUUAUUUCAUGCAAUGAUCCUCCACUUACCAGGAUGAGUGCUGUUUCAUAUCUUGCGAGCUAUUUGUCUCGUGGGAAGUUUCUGUCAACCUCUUUGGUUACCACUAUAUUGAAAAGACUGGUGGAUUGGUGUUUAGAGUAUGGCAAAACGCAGCAUGUUGACCUAAACCCAAAGGCUCAUAAAGUAUUUUAUUCUGGUUGCCAGGCCAUAAUGUAUGUGCUUUGCUUCCGGAUGAGAUCGAUUUUGGAGAUUCCACGGCUUAAGUCACAACUUCUGCUUAUGCCUAUAGGUCCAAUCUUGACACACAGAUUGGGCCCACUGAAGGUUUGCCUACCUUCUAUUGUCGAGGAAUUUCUUCGGAAAGCAAAUGAUGCCAAUUUAUUCACACCAUCAGAGACUUUUAUAUUCAAUGGUUUACUGGAGUCUGAAUAUUCAAAGACUUUUGGUGGAAUGGAAAGGCUUGACAUGUUUUUCCCAUUUGAUCCUUGCCUAUUGAAAAGAUGUGACAGAUAUCUUCGACCAUAUUUUGUGUAUUGGUCGAUGGUUAGACCUUCAUACGAUGAAGAAGAAGACGACGACGACGACGAAGGUAGCAGUGACGAAGAUGUUGCUGAAGUUUUUCCAGAUAGAAUCGAGGAAAACCUUAUGGACGGCGAAGCAAUGGCAAGAAGCUACGAUGAUAGGGAAUUCGAUCUCGAUGAAUUUGAUUCUGCAUUAAACAAAAUGUCCAUCACACCAAGAAAUUCUAUUCUGUACAGGCGAGAUUCGGUUCAAAUGCCCUCACGAAUCCUACCCUCCACAAGUCCAGGAUCAUUGUGGUAAGCAAGAAUCUCAUUUGGAAUAAAUAUAGGUAUGUGGAAUGCAAAUGAGAAUGGCUUGGCUUGGCUGAAUGCAAAUCUAGGUUGGGUUAUUGGGGUUCGUGUUUAUUUUAUAAAAUGUGUAUGAUAGGGCGAGUGAUGUUGGGGUUCAGUUUUGUUUUCUCAGUCCUUUUUCUAGCUUUGCAUCGCUUUUAUGAGUAGUAAUUAAUUGCCCUUGCUUUUCUUUACGCUCCACGCUUGUAAUAGCUGUGCAGCAAGUCAUCAAAUACAGCUAUCAUUUUGUUCAUGUC